UUGUUACUUACAAUUUAUUUUUUCAGCAAAAAUAUGGAGUGGUUGAACGGGAAUGACCCAAAAAUACCGAACUUCAAUGACCUCAAUGAGACAAGGAACCUUUGCGAGGAGAGAAUCGCGGACUAUUUCCAGGAUGCAAUUAUUCUGGUGACGGGAGGCACCGGCUUCGUGGGGAAAGCGCUUCUGGAGAAGCUUUUGAGGAGUUGUCCCGGGAUUGAUACCAUUUAUAUCCUAAUGAGACCCAAACGUGGUCUUUCCGUAGAACAGAGGUAUAAGGAACUUUUGAAAAAUCAGGUAUUCGACCACAUACGAACAAGAUGGCCUGAUCGUCUAUCCAAGCUUUAUCCCAUAACUGGUGAUGUAUCAGCCCCGAAUCUUGGCGUCAGUGCUGAACAGCAGCAAUUGUUGAACAAAUGCCACACCGUAUUCCAUUCUGCUGCAACUGUGAGAUUUACUGAUCCAUUGCAUGCUGCUGCCGCCCUUAACGUGCAAGGAACGGCUAGCUUGCUGCAAUUGGCUGAGGAUAUGCCUUUUCUUAAGGCCCUGGUUCACGUGUCCACCGCAUAUAGCAACGCUCCACGCAGCCACAUCGAAGAAAGGGUUUACGCCCCGCCAUACGACCCCGAGAGCAUCGUCAGAUGCACUAAGAUGCUACCAGCUGAAACCGUGGAAGUUAUUGCUGAAUCUUUACAGGGUGAACAUCCAAACCCAUACACCCUAACGAAGGCUCUGGCGGAGUCUAUCGUAUAUAGUCACACGAAUCUCCCCGUCUGCAUAGUACGUCCUUCCAUUGUGACAGCUGCGUACCAAGAACCAUUUCCAGGAUGGAUUGACAACAUCUAUGGAGUGACAGGUAUUAUAAUGGAGAUUUCCCGAGGGACCUAUCGUUCUGGUUACUGCCGUGAGCGAUAUGUCGUCGACUUGGUGCCUGUAGACAUGGUGGUUAAUAGCUGCAUCCUAGCAGCUUGGAGGCAGGGCAGCAAGAAACCUGGUCGUUGUCCAGUGUACAAUGUAACGUCUGGAUCCAUUAAUCCAUUACAAUGGGGACAUUUCACCAAACUCUGCGUGAAAUGGGCGAGAGAGAAUCCCACCAAAUAUGUCAUGUGGUAUCCAAAUUUUGCGUUCACGGAAUCUCGUGUUAUGAAUACAUUUUGGGAAAUUUCUUGUCACUUCUUACCGGCUUUCUUGUAUGAUUUACUGCUGCGGGCCCAAGGAAGGAAGGCUAUAAUGAUGAAACUGGCACGUCGUUUCAAAAUGGCGGCUGCGACUGGCGAAUAUUUCGCCAAUCACGAGUGGCAGUUCAGUGUGUCAGAAUUGACAGCCCUCCACGAUGAAGCCAGUGUUGCCAGUGACGCGGGCGCGUUCUCCCACUGGCCGGGGCAUUUCAACUGGGAGUCGUACAUCGGUUCAUAUAUGUUGGGAAUUCGGAGAUUCAUUCUCAAGGACGGCACUGAAUCUUUGCCACAAGCAAGGAAUAAACUAAAGAGGUAUUAUAUAAUUCAUUUCAAACCAUAG
Molecule: messenger RNA, 1515 nt
Organism: Danaus chrysippus (African queen)
Lineage: Eukaryota; Metazoa; Arthropoda; Insecta; Lepidoptera; Nymphalidae
Source: the annotation of a GenBank genome assembly